UCUACCUAACAAGCUGUUUUGCUGCCCCAAAAAUUCCUAUAGAGAAAUUUUCAGAGAGAUUAUUUUCGGGGGGAUUGAUUGGGUUGCUGAAGAGCAUUUCAGAGGUAUAUCCCUCUUCCCCCACUGCCCUACUACCCCUACCCAAAUUGAAAGCGGCUUGCUGAUCCCAUAUUCGUUCAAGAUUCAAUUUCCAUACGCAAAACUCAAGAAUUGUGGAGAAGAAGCGAAAGAAAAUGGAAGCAGUAAUUCCAUUAUCGUUCAGCGAUUUCCCCGAGGACGUUCAGCUCUGCGUGCUGUCCUUCCUCCGCCCUUCUGACCUGGCGGGGUUCGCCUCCACGUGCAAGCGUUUCCUUUCCCUCUACCGCCACGACCAGCGGCUUUGGUUCUCCAUGUGCCACCGCCGGUGGGGUUCUAAAACCCUAAUCGACAAAUGGGGUAGUGGCAGAAUCUCCUACAAACACCUCUACCGCAUCCUCGACGAAUACGAGAACCUCAUCGGAUUCUGGCGCCGCUGCGGCGGGGACGCCGCAUCGUCACCCCCGCUCGUGUUCUUUGAGUGGGGCCCGUUUUACAUCACCGGUUCGAGGGUUUCGCCGUCGAAAAACAAGGGGUAUGAGGUAAUCAAGAAACCCUUUUUGUGGAUGAGCAUUGCCGGUAAUGGACAGCCGGUGAAUUAUCUUGAUCCGGACGGUAGAUUUGCGUUGACGGAGGAGAAUUUGUUGGACGAGUCAGGGCUUGUAGAGAAUGAGUUGAUUCAGGUAAAUGUUAGUUUCAUAGGUGAAUGCCAUGUCGUUGUGGAGGAAAAUUUGGGGUAUUCUGGGUUUGGGAGGGCUACGAGUUCAGGAAAUUUGAGAGCUGAGGAGUAUGAGAAUGUGUAUGGAUCUCCGCCUGACAGGCUGAUGACAGAGAUAUAUCAGUAUUUUGCUAAUAGGACGAGCCCUGGUGGUAAUGGGGCGUCAAGGAGGCAGAGGAGGAGGGAAAGGGAGAAACAGGGGAGAAUGAGGAAAUGGGAGCCAGAGCAUUUUGUCAAAAUCGUAAAUUGCUCGCCCAAACCUGCUCGGCCAUUGCAGGGCCUCUGGAAGGGUAUUUGUGAUGACAUGAGCUUGGAUUUCUAUCUGGUGUCCUAUGAUGAUGUUGGGGGCAUUGCUUGCCGAAAGGUUGGGGACUCUGAUAGACCCCUUACUUACCACGCCCCAAUAUUUUGGACUUCAAGUUCAACUUUUAUUGAAUCUCCAUUUUCUCCUGAAGAGGAUCAAAUAUACAAUUGUCGGUUGCAUCUGAGGCCACUGGCAGAAGCACAUCAAAGUCCUUAUUAUCCGUCAUCUUCAGAUGAUGGAGCUGUCUCCAGGAUGCUUUACAUCAACUCAAGCUAUGACUUGGUUAUCCCAGACUUAGCUGGGACUACUGUAAAUCCACGGCAUGUUGAGGGAAGGAUUUGGCAGUACAGAAACGGGACAUUUGGAUUUGGGUUUCUACGAGACAAUUACAUUAUAGACUUGAAGCACAUUGCAAAAAAUGGUCACAUUCUUGAUACAAUAGAACCAAAUGAUAGUUGAUUGUACCUCCAUAAACCAUCCCCUGUCCUCUCUGGGAUAAAGUUAAGAGAUAGAGGGGGAAAUUUCCUUAGGUAGGAUUACCAUUGUACAUACAGUAUUCUGAAAUUUAAUGUGGGUUUUGCCUUUAUGAUACUGUGUAAUAUGUAUUGGAAAAUAAAACAUUUAAUUGUUUCAAAUAACCUGCCAGUUCAGGAUUUGUC
This is a messenger RNA of Sesamum indicum (sesame), 1756 nucleotides long. Its product is annotated as F-box family protein. Lineage: Eukaryota; Viridiplantae; Streptophyta; Magnoliopsida; Lamiales; Pedaliaceae. Gene Ontology annotation, biological process: SCF-dependent proteasomal ubiquitin-dependent protein catabolic process; gibberellic acid mediated signaling pathway. Gene Ontology annotation, molecular function: protein binding. Gene Ontology annotation, cellular component: cytoplasm; SCF ubiquitin ligase complex. The record is from RefSeq and is a predicted model, not a curated record.